Molecule: messenger RNA, 1227 nt
Organism: Desarmillaria tabescens
Lineage: Eukaryota; Fungi; Basidiomycota; Agaricomycetes; Agaricales; Physalacriaceae
Exons: 3
Coding region: 1-1227 (408 amino acids)
Source: RefSeq, a predicted model, not a curated record
AUGGAUGAUCCUGCCAUCGCUGGCGACAGUAUGUUCCUCUGCAAGUUUGCUGUUGAAUGCGAGAUCGAAUUAUCAGCUACCAUCGUACGUCUGGGAUUGCAGGCCAUCAUCCGAGGUAUCUGCUUUCUCGACUGGCUGGUCUUCCUCUAUAACUUCUUCCUGCAUUUGUUGACCCGUGUCAAGUCAGUCAUUUUCGAGGGUAGAGGGACAGAUUACAGGGAGACCGACCCGCCCAGUAUUCCUUGUCCGUUUCUGCUACCCCCUUCUGUCGUCAAACUCCGCUUGAAGAAGGUUACCCUUGCUGGUUAUAGCCUGGAGGGGUUGCUGUCGCCUGAUGGACGGCUUCAGAGACUUUGCAUAGAAAGUCUGGAAGAGGGUGCUAUCCCUAUCCCAUGGAGUGCCAAACAGCGGGCUGAUAUUCGCGAGUCCCUCAGCUUCAACAGUUUCCAUGGCCCUUUUCUCUUGAACCCAGUUCCUCCGACUCUUCGGUAUAUCAGACUAGACCUCCGGUCCGAUGCAUACAAUAUGAUAGAGCACAGUCAGCAGAUUCAACCUGCGGGCUCCAUUCUCAUUGGCGGGUACAUGCUAUUACAUCAACUGUUUUCGACCCCACUCGCCCGUGCGAAGUAUGAUCAACUGCUUGACGUCGGAGAGUCAUAUCCCUUUCAGACCAAUGCACUUGCUCUGCAGGAGCUUAACAUCCGUCUGGGCACACACUACAAUGGAGAGUUCGCAUAUGUUUGGCCCCGAGUGUCUAAUACCCUCUCUAUGUUGACUAUACACGUCCCUAAUCUACAUACCGGUGGUGUCGUGCCAUGCAUCAGCCUGACGGGCCUCAAUGUUUUGUCGACUUUGAACCUCUACGCAGACUUUCGCUAUGUUGGCACUUUGUUGAAGAUCAUUGCCUCCUGGGAAUCUCCAAGCAAGGAGACUGCGACUGCGGUUGUUUUGCUGGACUUGGUGGUAUCCCCUUGGUCACAGGUGCGCUUGGACAAGUGCUUGUCCAUGGAGGAUGUAAAGCAGCACUUUACCGGUUCUGCCGCAAAUCGAGGUAUUCCAUUCAGAGGUUCCUUUACGCUUUCCUUACGGGAUAUAGUGGAACAUGCCCUGCAUGAUCCUGACUACGAACAUGCACUUUCGUUAAUCUCUGCAUUAUCAGCUGAUAAGGAUAUUGGUUUGCAUCAUGUUGAGUGUCAUAGAUACCAUUGUGAUACUCUAAUCUCGUAG